This is a messenger RNA of Tetrahymena thermophila SB210, 2016 nucleotides long. Its product is annotated as oligosaccharyltransferase subunit ribophorin II. NCBI's taxonomy places the organism in Eukaryota, Ciliophora, Oligohymenophorea, Hymenostomatida, Tetrahymenidae. The record is from RefSeq and is a predicted model, not a curated record. Gene Ontology annotation, biological process: protein N-linked glycosylation. Gene Ontology annotation, cellular component: oligosaccharyltransferase complex; membrane. The transcript has 4 exons.
AUGAAUACAAUUAAGGCAUAUUCAUAUUUAUUCCUUCUAAUUUGCUUCCUCACAUUCACAUAGGCAUAAAUUUCUUAGGAAUAUAUCAAAUAAAGCGAGGUUUUUGUAAGAAAUUCUAUUGAGAAUGGUCUUUUGAACUUUGAAAACUUAUACAAAGAAGGAUUUAAUUAUAAAGCACUAGCUGACUUAAACGUAAUUUAAAGCGCAAAUGCUUGCUCGUUUUUGCAAAAGUAAGGAGAUAUCCAAAAGCUUCUCACUGAUUCUAAAUCUAUAUAUUACUUCUUGAAGCUUAAGUAAAUGAUUCCUAAAUGCAACAUAGAAUACUCAACAGCUGCUAUCAAGGAAGUCUUACAAAAUGAAAGCAGCAGUGUUGAUACUCCAGAAUAAGUUUACUACACAACAGCUUUGGCAUUUGAAUUAAAUAUGGAAAAGAUCUACUCUUAAACAUGCGGUUUAUAUAUGAUAUACCUCCAAUAAGAUGGUACUUCUAGAGUCAGAUCAUAGGAUUAAGAAAAUAGAAAUAAUAUUGCAACUGGAUAUAUUUUGGAUACCUUGCAACUUUGCUUGUUGUAAUAAUAGUAAGGUAAUUAAAAUCAAAUCAAAAAAUCCUUUAACGAAACUGAGGUUCUCAAGUUUAUUGAUAUUCCUUUAGAAAGUAUCUUAGUUAAUUCAGUUUAGGUAGAGAAUAGAUAAAUAUGUAUUUUGGAGAGCACUUUAACUUUGGAAGUUACAGCAAAAAUUUAUAAAUUUUUCACAACUGUUACAGCUAUUUAGAAUCUUUAAUCUUAUAAAACAUUCCAAAGCAAAUUCAAAAAUGGAAUUCUCAGCUUCUUAAAGGAAAAUGCUAAUUCUCAAAUUCUCAACCCUAGUGAAAAGUUUGAGCUCGUCAAUAUUUAUUUGAAUGCUAAAGAUUCAGAUGUUGUCACUGUUAAAAAAGCCCUUUAUGAUUUAAAGACAAAAUAAUCCUCUAUUUUAGUUCAUUACGAAAAUAUUCUUGGUGAAAAAACCCAAAAAACUCAACCUCUCAAGGCUGCUCUUUACAGACGUGAAAAAUUAGUCCAAGCUGAUAUUUUAUCUACAAAUAGCACAAAUGAAUAAUGGCCACUUGAAUUUAAGAUUAACAAUUCAUUAAUUACUGAACCUGGUUUCCAUUAUUUGAAAAUUUAUAAUAACUAAGAAGAAAUACUAUCAGAAAAGGUGCUCUUUACUACCACUUUAACAGUUAAAAACAUAGAAUUUGAAGUUGCUUAAGGAAAGGGAAAAAUACCUAAGAAAUACACCCACUCUUACAAUCUUAAGACUAAAAAGGUUGAAAAAGUUCAGGCAAACCAAAACUCUUUUGUUUAUGUUCAAUUCGCUUUUUCUUUUGCAAAUGAAAAAUAUUAAUUCUCUCCCUCUCAAGUCGCUAUUCGUUUGAGACACCCUACUUUUAAAGGUGUUACCCAUCUUGUUAAUGCAGAAUAUGAUGAAAUUUCCAAUUCUUAUCUUGCAAUCGUAGACUUUGGCGAUCCUUUAAUUAUUUUACCUUACUCAGCCACUUAUGAAGCUGAAUUAAUCAUUGCUGACCAAAGACUUACUUAAUAAAUUGUUCAUAAUUUUGUAACCCUUGAAACCACUUUCAAAACUAACCGUAAUGACAAAAACCCACCUAAUGAUGCAGAUUACAUACUCCCUAAGCCAAUUUCAUAUGUAAUUAAUGACGAAAUCAAGACUCCUCCUAUCCUUUUCAUUUAUGCUGUUGUCUUUAUGAUGGCUUGCUGUUUCAUUUUCUUCUUUGUUAUGCUAAAUAAGAUAGACUUGAAUUGGGAUAAAUACAACAAUUUAUCUGGAUUAUAAAAAAUCUAUGUUCAAAUCUUUAUACUUUCAAUAUUAAUAGCUUUCUCCUUACUUCUACUUUUCUGGGUAUAGAUUAACCUCAUGGAAACAGUUACUUAUAUUUGUGCAGGAAUCAUCCCAUUCUUAAUAAUUGGUAACUUAGCACUUAACAGUUUAACUGGAAGUAAAAAGUAAAACUGA